AUGCAGGAGCCAUUGCAUGGCUGCAUUAGGCAGGAGCAAUACAAAAGCUAUUUGGUGAGUGUGACAGGUUGCCUUCUGCUGGUUCUUCUCUACAUUGGGAGCUUAUACAUUUGGUGCAGCACCUUACCAAGGGACCAUCCAAGGGUGAUAAAGCGUCGCUGUGCCAGUGUUAUUCUGGUGUCUGCAGUAUCUCCUGCGUUUGUGAAGCUAUGGAUGUACUGGGCUGAUAUCACAGUGAAACAACAAGUGGAUAAAUCUCUGUGGGAACUGAUGGGAGUUUGUUUAAAAGGAAUAAUUCCUGCAUCAACACUGCCUUUGCUACUGAUAACGUUUUUUUAUCUGGGACCCUUGGUUCAGUCUGCUCUGGACAACCCUGAUGGCUUCGCCGGCGAGCUGCGAUCUGCUUUGGAUGUUCAAACCUGGAGGCUGUGCAUGCAAGAUGCAGAGUGGAUCAGGAACCAGGUGGUGGCGCCAGUGACGGAGGAGCUGGUGUUCAGAGGAGCCAUGCUGCCUAUGAUGGUGCCCUGCACUGGAACCACAGCUGCUAUUUUUAUCGCUCCUCUCUUCUUUGGUGUUGCUCAUUUUCAUCAUAUCAUAGAGCAGCUGCAGCUGGGAAAGGACAGAGUGAGUGCCAUCUUCCUGGGGUCAGGAGUGCAGUUUUUGUACACAACUGUUUUUGGUGUCUUUGCUGCCUUUUUAUUCACGAGAACUGGUCAUAUCGUGGGUCCAAUUUUAUGCCAUUCCUUCUGCAACAGCCAGGGUCUCCCUGACAUCGGUUCUGCUCUCAGCCACCCUCAGCGUUCAGCUGUGCUCUUCUGUUAUCUGAGCGGAUUCCUGCUGUUUCUGGUGCUGCUCUUUCCUUUGACAGACCCUUUCCUCUAUGGAGCCAGACCUGUCUGCAGCCUGGCUGCCUCUCAAACAUUGGAAUGCUGA
Messenger RNA from Cyprinodon variegatus (sheepshead minnow), 933 nucleotides. RefSeq names its product CAAX prenyl protease 2-like. Gene Ontology annotation, molecular function: metalloendopeptidase activity. The record is from RefSeq and is a predicted model, not a curated record. Gene Ontology annotation, biological process: CAAX-box protein processing. NCBI's taxonomy places the organism in Eukaryota, Metazoa, Chordata, Actinopteri, Cyprinodontiformes, Cyprinodontidae. The transcript has 9 exons. The coding region runs from base 1 to 933 and encodes 310 amino acids. Gene Ontology annotation, cellular component: endoplasmic reticulum membrane.